AUGCCACCUCUCCCCCCUCCAGAUAGUCCUCUCAUGCAUGGCAGCUCCCUUCCCGCUUUGGUGGCCAGCCCCUCCCUGGGCCCCUAGGGCAGCCAGCGUGGUUGGGGGGCUCCCUGGAGGCCCUGAACUGCUCUUCCUCAGAGCCCUGCUUCUGGGACCCUUGCAGGUUCGGGCCUAGCCCUCAGCAAAAGCACCGCCCCUCUUCCAGACCCCGAGACCUGUUCCCACUGCUGCCCGAGGCCCGAGGGAAUGCUGGCGGCUUUCUGGGUGGGCACUGGUGCUCCUGAGCCACGCUGGGAAGAUUGGCGCGCCCAGUCCCAGCCCAUCCUGGGCUGUCGGAAGCUGCAAGCUGAUAUCUGUCCAGAUUUCCGAGCAGCCUCCGCCCCCUCGGAGAUCGGCUUUCCAGCCUGUGGCGGCAGCUCACGAAGCACCUUGUUGGAAUACCUGUCAGUGCCUGACAAGAAACCCACCGCCUGAGACACCAGCCACGCUCCCCCAGGACGCCUGGCCCUCCAGAGGGCCAAGGCAUGGCACCGUGACGCCUUGGCUCACACCGGUUUUCGGGCCUCUCCCCUGGACUUCUUGAGCCCAGAGCCCAGCCUGGGGACCAGGAUGGGUCGUGAACAGGACCUGAUCCUUGCCGUCAAGAACGGAGACGUGACUGGUGUGCAGAAACUGGUGGCUAAAGUCAAGGCUGCAAAGACCAAGCUCCUCGGCUCCACAAAGAGACUCAACGUCAACUACCAGGACGCUGAUGGGUUCUCUGCCCUGCACCACGCCGCCUUGGGGGGCAGCCUGGAGCUCAUUGCCUUGCUGCUGGAGGCUCAGGCCACUGUGGACAUCAAGGACAGCAAUGGCAUGCGCCCGCUGCACUAUGCCGCCUGGCAGGGCCGGCUGGAGCCCGUGCGGCUGCUGCUGAAAAAAUGAGCCCGCCCGCCCGCCCACGGGCGCUGGGGCCAGACCCCUCACUCGGCUCCCCUUCCCCCCCAGUCAGAAAUGCUCCUCCAGCACCAGUCCAACCCCUGCCUGGUCAACAAGGCCAAGAAGACGCCCCUGGACCUGGCCUGCGAGUUCGGGCGGCUCAAGGUGGCCCAGCUGCUACUGAACAGCCACUUAUGUGUGGCCCUGCUGGAGGGCGAGGCCAAGGACCCGUGUGAUCCCAACUACACCACACCCUUGCACUUGGCUGCCAAGAACGGCCACAGGGAGGUCAUCAGGCAGCUGCUGAGAGCGGGGAUUGAGAUCAACCGCCAGACCAAAACGGGCACGGCGCUGCACGAGGCCGCGCUGUACGGCAAGACCGAGGUGGUGCGGCUGCUCCUGGAGGGCGGGGUGGACGUGAACAUUCGCAACACGUACAACCAGACGGCACUGGACAUCGUGAAUCAGUUCACCACCUCCCAGGCCAGCCGGGAGAUCAAGCAGCUGCUGCGGGAGGCCUCGGGGAUCCUGAAGGUUCGAGCGCUCAAGGACUUCUGGAACCUCCAUGAUCCCACUGCCCUCAAUGUCCGGGCAGGGGAUGUCAUUACGGUGCUAGAGCAGCAUCCUGAUGGCCGCUGGAAGGGCCACAUCCACGAGAGCCAGAGGGGCACCGACCGUGUGGGCUAUUUCCCCCCGGGUAUCGUCGAGGUGGUCAGCAAGCGGGUGGGCAUCCUUGCGCCCCGCCUCCCCUCUGCACCCACACCCCUGCGCCCGAACUUUUCUCGGACACCACAGCCCCCGGCUGACGACUCCCUGCACCCUCUCACCUAUGGCCAGCUCCCUCGGGUGGGCCUCAGCCCAGACAGCCCAGCAGGUGACAGGAAUAGCGUGGGUAGUGAGGGCAGUGUGGGCAGUAUCCGCAGUGCUGGCAGCGGGCAGAGUUCUGAGGGCACCAACGGCCACGGCACUGGGCUCCUGAUUGAGAACGCCCAGCCGCUUCCCUCUGCCGGAGAGGACCAGGGGCUGCCGGGACUGCACCCCCCAUCCCUGGCAGGCAGCCUGAGCCACCGCCCUCUGGCCAACUGUCACUCUGGGGAGCAGCUCUUCACCCAGGACGUGAGGCCGGAGCAGCUGCUGGAGGGGAAGGAUGCCCAGGCCAUUUACAACUGGCUCAGUGAGUUCCAGCUGGAGGGCUAUACCGCCCACUUCCUGCAGGCCGGCUACGACGUGCCAACCAUCAGCCGCAUGACGCCCGAGGACCUGACGGCCAUCGGGGUGACCAAGCCUGGGCACAGAAAGAAGAUCGCCUCCGAGAUCGCCCAGCUCAGCAUCACCGAGUGGCUGCCCAACUACAUCCCGGCGGACCUGCUGGAGUGGCUGUGCGCGCUGGGGCUGCCGCAGUACCACAAGAAGCUGCUGAGCAGCGGCUACGACUCCAUGGGGCUGGUGGCCGACCUCACCUGGGAGGAGCUGCAGGAAAUCGGCGUCAACAAGCUUGGUCAUCAGAAGAAGCUCAUGCUGGGAGUGAAGCGUCUGGCCGAGCUCCGGCGGGGCCUGCUGCAUGGGGAGGCCGCAGGCGAGGGCGGCCGCCGGAGAGCAUUGGAGCUCGCUCACGGGGGUCAGGCCACUCGCAGGAGCAGCCUGCCCCUCAGCCCAGCAGUGGAGACCCUAGCACCCCACAGGAAAGGAACCUUCCGGAGGGCACAGAGCGGCCCCCUAAGCUCUGUUCCCCACUUCCUGGCCAAGGGCCUCCUGCGCCGGUCCCACAGCCUGAGCCGCCCAGGCCCGGCCGAGGGGGAAGCCGAGGGGGAGGCCGAAGGGCCGGUGGGCAGUGCUUUGGGCAGUUAUGCCACUCUCACCCGGCGACCAGGACGCAGCACCCUAGCCCGGCCCAGCCCUAGCCAGACCCCAGUUCGAGGAGCUCCCCGUAGCCAGUCCUUUGCCCUUCGGGCCCGACGCAAAGGCCCCCCCCCACCUCCUCCAAAGCGCCUCAGCUCUGUCCCUGGCCCCACCCCGGAGCCACCUCCACUAGAUGGAAGCCUAGGGCCCAAAGAGGGGGCCCCGGGGCCCCGAAGGCGAACACUGAGUGAACCAGCUGGCCCAUCAGAGCCCCCGGGCCCACCUGCCCCAGCGGGCCCCGCAUCAGACACGGAGGAAGAGGAGGAUCCGGGGCCCGAGGGGACCCCCCCAUCCCGGGGCAGCUCGGGGGAGGGGCUCCCGUUUGCGGAGGAGGGGAACCUGACUAUCAAACAGCGGCCCAAGCCGGCCGGGCCCCCGUCCCGGGAGACGCCAGUGCCCACCGGCCUCGACUUCAACCUCACAGAGUCAGACACUGUUAAGCGGAGGCCCAAAUGCCGGGAGAGAGAGCCGCUGCAGACGGCACUUCUGGCCUUCGGAGUGGCCACCGCCAUGCCCAGCCCCUCUGCCCCCAUGCCCUCCCAGACCCCCAGCGAGUCCCCUGUGGCUUCUCCCUGCCCUCCUCAGCCAGACCCUAGCAGCCUUCCAACUCAAGGUGCUGCAGCCCCUCUCCCUCCCAGCCCUCCCACCCAGCCCUCCAAGCCCCCCUGCCCUGGGCCAGCUCUGGAGAACUCGGCAGGCAGUCGGCAGCGUGGGGAACCAGAGCCCCCAGCUCCGCCCGCUGCCCUCAUCAAGGUGCCUGGAGCAGGAACAGCUCCCAAGCCUGUGUCUGUGGCCUGCACCCAGCUGGCAUUUUCUGGCCCUAAGCUGGCUCCCCGACUUGGCCCCCGCCCUGUACCGCCUCCCCGUCCAGAGAGCACAGGGGCUGUGGGCUCGGGCCAGGCCCAGCAGAGACUGGAACGGACCAGCUCGUCCCUGGCAGCCGCACUGCGGGCCGCGGAGAAGAGCAUUGGCGCUGAGGAGCGAGAGGGCCCCCCCAGCACCUCCACCAAGCACAUCCUGGAUGACAUCAGCACCAUGUUUGACGCCCUGGCUGACCAGCUGGACGCCAUGCUGGACUGAGCUAGACCUACCUGCAGCGUCCAUUGCCUUUGCCCCAACACAGACGUUCCUGCCGCCCUAGCAGGGUCCCUCCUGCUGCUCCGAGCCAGUGGCUGUUGGCACUGCAGUUCCAGGGGGGCCGCCCCCUGGGGGGCCAAGGGAGCUUGUCAGAACCUGAUAGCUCAGCAAAACCCCUCCCAGUGUCUAACCUGAGCAAAGAGUCCUACCCUUUGGUCAGGGGCCCUGGUAAGAGCUCCCACCCAGGGAGAAAGGUGGUGGCAGCUUCUGUGCCCCUCCCCCCGCAAGUGUCUCCGUUCCUGUGCCAAGGGCCUCUUGCCACCCGCUGUGGUGUCCGGUGCAGAGGCUGGAGGAGCGGUGUGUCUGGCCGGGUCCCACAGGUGUACAUAGGACAUGUAAAUAAACACCAGGGCCUGCGUGCUGGAGGUGGCAGUGCCCAGGCCAGACACCAGUUCCUCCCCUGUCUGCAAGGCAAAGCUGGCAGGGUGGAGGCAGCGGGAUUAAUAGACCCCCAAAGUCCAAACUUUUUCAACUGUAAAUGUUAUUUUUUAAGCAGAGAGAAAUGCAUAUAUUUUAAACAGAAUUUAUUCUAUAACUGCCUGAGAAGACGCAGUGGGGAGGGGCUUCCAGCCACAGCAAGAGUGCCCACUGCCCAGCUCGGGGCUGGAAGCCUGACCUGGUUGGCCGGGCCCUGGCUCUGUAAAUUAACCUCUUCCCCCAACUAACGCCAAUGAAAGUGUCAUUCCACGUG
This is a messenger RNA of Myotis davidii, 4648 nucleotides long. RefSeq names its product CASK interacting protein 2 (gene CASKIN2). The transcript is spliced from 21 exons. Gene Ontology annotation, molecular function: protein binding. The record is from RefSeq and is a predicted model, not a curated record. NCBI's taxonomy places the organism in Eukaryota, Metazoa, Chordata, Mammalia, Chiroptera, Vespertilionidae.